Molecule: messenger RNA, 7334 nt
Organism: Anoplophora glabripennis (Asian longhorned beetle)
Lineage: Eukaryota; Metazoa; Arthropoda; Insecta; Coleoptera; Cerambycidae
Gene: Reph
Exons: 6
Coding region: 221-1003 (260 amino acids)
Source: RefSeq, a predicted model, not a curated record
AGUACGAGUAGUAGUACGCCCGCUGUCGACUAGGAACGACGGAACCGUACCCGGAAAGUAAUGACAACCGGCAGGAUCUGAAUCUGUAGCUUUUCACCGGCUUCGUCGAUAAUGAUAUAUUGCGGCGGGUUCGCGACGACCGUGAUUUUCAGUGGGUAAUAUCGAACGCGAAAGCUCCAAAGUGGCGUCCAACACGGGACAAAGAAUCCGGAAGGAAAAUAUGCUCAAGUUCCUCACGCAUAAGCUGCGGACUCACUCCAUAAACGAGGAUAAUUAUGUGGAAAAGGCAGAUGAGGAUCAUGAUUCUGGAACUGAGUCCGACGAGGAAAUCGACGGCCCGGACUUACCCUCUGCAGUGAUUUCCGACCGAAUGUGCAGCGUUUCCCCGGCAGAUACAGGGUGUUCGAUGGAGAGCCCAGCCCCCGAUCAGCACGACCCCCACAGCUCCGAGGAAGAGUUGGAGGUCAUAAACAGCAACAGCAAGGUGGAGAGGCCACCGAGGCCCCUGAGGGCGGCGUCGGUUUGUCUCGCCGAGAAAAGGAAGUGGUCUCAGAUCGGGGAAGUUUAUAGUCGGAGGUAUACUCCGGAAAACGAAGAGAACAUGUCUCACUAUGGCAACCUCAGUCCGUCUUCGCCUUGCUCACCGUACCUGAAGUGCUACGGCGAGGAUGGGGUUCAUAUCGAACAUUCCGGCUCAUCGGACGACGAGGUCCACCUGUUGACCACCAGGACAACCCCCGUCCAGUUCAGGACGUCCCCGCCUCUGGAAGCCGUCAAGCCCGAGCGCAGAACGCUGCUGAAUAAGGGCCGCUCCAUGAGCCCCCCACCCAAGCUCCUCCACUACGAGGUGUCGCCCAGAAAACGCACCAAGCACGCACGACACGCACAUAUCCAGAGGCCAUACCUCGAUUUCGAGAAAAUGCAACAGUUGAAGACCAGGUCUGUGACGCCCUGGCAGCACACAGGGGACCACACCGGCGAGCUGUCCGUUUACUGCUGGUGAGACAAGCUAAAGGGGCGGUCCCCGUCGCCCUGCGAAAUAUCCAUCUCACCCCUUGUGGGUAGUCUGCCAUCAGUGUGGCCCGAUCAUCCCUCAUCAUCCACAGAUUCAUCUUAAUCUAAACUAAAACUACUAAAUCUACGGUUAAAAAAAAAGGUGGCAACGUGAGCAGUGGGAGUGGCUUGUGCUUAAGAGAUUGGUUUUUUUAUAUCUCUCUCGAUAUUGUUUUAGAUGAAAUCACCUCGAGUUCAAUGAGAUCCAUCGGCGAAAUCUUCUACAACUUAAUUUUGUAUGCUUUGUAUUAUGAACUAAAUCGAUGUAUAGGGUGUUUCGGAGAAAUGUGGAAUGGGUAAUAUAAAAUCCAAAGUUGAUCGAACAUAAGUAGUAACAAUUAGUGUAUUAUACAAUAAGCAUUUAAUGAUAACUAUUAAGUUGUGAAUAUGAGAAUUGCUAUACUCGCCAUAGGCAAGUAUUCUAAUGAAUAAGAGGGUCAUAAUAGUCAUUAAAUGUGAGUUGCUCACACUAUUUUUUUCUACAACUACUCAUAAUAAUGAAAAUUAAGCUCGUUAUUAAAUUUUCAAUGAAACUAACGAUAACUAACGAAAUAUCAUGGAAUCUUUAUCAUGAACAAAACAUAAAUGUUAGAAUCAUUAUAUUGUUAUAGUUAUAUUCUAGAUGGUAAAGUUACUAAAAUGCAACUGCAACACUUCUUUUAUAAUUCUAAAGAACGCCAUUAUAGAUGGUGCAUAUUAAAUCGAAUCAAAAAUUGAAUUGACUACAUUGACUUUAAUUUGAAUUGGUUAGUCAAUGCAUUUUUCGGCCACUGCUGUGGAUUUCCUUCGACAGUGGAGUUUUAAUGAAGUGUUGUUACUACCAGUAUCGGCUAAUCUAAUAUUGUGGCAGAACUGCGGCAAAACCAGUGUCCCAUAUAUAAAUUACAAUUCAGAAGAUUAAAGUAAGUAACAAUUUCUUUUCGCAUCUCCAAAUUUGUUUCUAUAUUUUGAAUAGUGUAAUUUCCAAUUAUGUAAUUGAUAAAAAAGUUAAUGUUAUAUAAUUAGGAUUGGAUUUGAUAUUUCAUAUUAUUUUUCGGUAACAAUGUCAAGUAAUAUCAAGCUUAUUUCAAGCAUAAGUAAAUUUUUUUCAGAAUACUGAAACACGUAGAAAAUGAAAAUAUUCAUUGUGCAAGUAGGUAUAUAAGUUUUCGCAAUUAUUCUUUGCUUAAAAAGUUUAAUAUUUGUGUUACAUCUCUGGAACACCCUGUAUGCGCUUACUAACAGUUCUGUUAAAUGAAACACGAUGUAACUAAAAAAUUUGUUUCUUAUUACGUACUUCUGAGGUUGAAAUUUUUAUAUUCACUCGAAAGGCGAGGAACGAUGGCCAAUUGUAAAUGUUUUAUAAACGAUAUUAAAAAUAUUUCUUAGGAUUAUCAGAUGGGGCGGAGCCCUUUCACAGACUGUUUAAAGUUUAAGAGAUGCAAAAUGUAUAUUUUGUCUACUUUGUAAGCAUAUUUGAUUAUGGAGUUUGACCUUUCCUCUUCCUGACGAUGGGGGUUCUUGUGAAACGAACGGUUUGGACGGACAUGGAAACGAAAAGAGUACAAACAUUUGAAUUUGUGUACAGUUUCUGUGUGAAUCCAAAGCGAAACUCAAUUUUUCAAAUCUUAAGCUGUAUAUUUCAUCGAUUUAAAACUAGCUGCCUUGAGCGUACUAAGUUGGCAAGACUGGAUAGACGUUUUGUUUAUAUCUGGAAAUUUUUAUUAAUCUUUGUCUCCACACCCUUCAACUACAUUCGAAUUUUGGAAAGAAACUUUCACACUCCUGUCAACUUUACGCUUUAGGUUGGUAAUCUUUCGACUAAAUUUUGUGAUUAUGCAUAAAUUUGACAUGUGGGGUAGUGCAAGUAGGUAGUUAUUUUAUUAAAAGAUUUCUUGGUUUCAAAAGUAAUGUUUCUGAGUUCAAUUAUAUAACCACUUGAAACUGGAUUGAAUCCCUUCAUAUAGAUUGCCAAUAGUCACAAUUUUUAUAUAAGCAUUUCACACUGUAGUUUUCUUUUAAGUCUGAAUAGUAGGUAAAUAUGUCUUGUAAAAUUGAAAUCAUUGCACAAUAUCUAAAAAUGUUUGGUAGUGCUGAUUUAAGACUGAGUGAUUCGAAUAAUAUCUGAAAACUAUUUGGAACUGUUGAUAUAAGAUUGAGUGAUUCGAAUAAUAUCUGAAAUAUAUUUAGAAGUGCUGAUCUAAAAUUGAGUGAUUUGAAUAAUAUCUGAAAAAUGUUUGGAACUGCUGAUAUACGACUGAGUGAUUUAAAUAAUGUGAAAAAUUGUUGUAAGUGCUGACCUAAGAUUGAGAGAUUCAAACAAUAUCUGAAAGAUUUAGUGAUAACAUCUGAACAAUAUUUGAAAGUGCUGAUCUAGGAAUCAGUGAUUCCAAUAUCUGAAAAGUAUUUGGAACUGCUGAUGUAAAAUUGAUUGAUUCAAAUAAUAUCUGAAAGAUACUUGGAAUUGCUAACCUAAGAUUUAGUGUUUCAAAUAUUUGGAAGUACCAAUAUAAGAUUGAAUGAUUCGAAAAAUAUGUGAUAGACAUACGAAACUGCUGAUCUAAGAUUGAAUGAUUCAUAUGAUAUUUGAAAGAUUUUGAUACUGCUGAUUAAGAUCGAGCAAGUCAAAUAAAAUCAGAGAUAAUAAUAAUAACUGCUAAUCUAAGAUUGAGGGAUCCAAAUAACAUCCAAAAAAUAUUUGGAGUUGCCGAUCUAAGAUCGAGUGAUUCAAGUAAUGCCCUAAAAAAAUUGUGAAAAUUGUGGCUGGCUAUCAUCUAUGUGAUACAAUCCAGGCAGAACAAAUUCACAUUUACCGUAGCACGCGAUCCUCAUUUUCUCCACCGAUUUGUCCAAUAAAUGUAAAAACGUAACCAUAAAUGGGCAUUGUAUGAUAUUAAAACUGAUUGUAAACUUACAUUUCGUAGACUAGUUCUGUGUCUUGGUAGACUUAGUUGACAGUUGUCUAAUGUAGAGUCCUUACGUCGUUAUUUUUGCCAUACACUGUCACUCGUUGACGCACUUUCGGCCAAGUUCAAAACAAAACAACGCUGCCUCAUACUGCCCUCGGUGUUUGACGAUUUCGGAAUUUCUAAAAUUAAAUUACUGCCCUUGAAACUGCUUAACUGUUAUACCUUGGUUAAUCAAAAUGGGUGUUACUAUAUAAAGAAAUAUAUUCGUAAAAUGUUGUUUAUAAAAAAAUGUAGAAGAGAAUAUUACAGAGAAUUUGUAGGAACUUUUUAACAAAUUUAAAGACUUUUUAAAAUUGCGUGAGAGUGGUUUUAUUCAGAUGUGAGCAUACCUACUGUGUUUCUGUACUUGAAAAUUCUUUGUCGUGAGAGGCUUUCUUUCAUAUUCAGAUAUCAAUUUUUUAAAUGAAGUUUUUAAAGUAAAUAUUUUUUUACAAAUGUCAAUCAAAACACUGUUGUUUCCUGUAAUCUUUGUUUUUUUUUCUCUCAAAUUUGAUUUGUUCAAUUUUAAAAAAACACAUAUCCUUUAUAUGAAAGAAAUACUCCUCGGAAAGAACAAAAAAAACUUAUAUAACCAGAAUCACAGAUUAGAUGUAUAGUGCAAAGUAUAUAUAAUUUUUUUUAUUUAAAGAUACGUAGAGAAAUAAUAUAAUAUUUUUAUUUCAAGUAUAUUACCCAUUUGUAUAAAACUAAAAUACUAACUAGAUCACCGAAUGUAAUCGUUCGAUUUGAAAAUAUUUACUAAACAACGGGAGUUCUAGCUUCUGUUGGAAACAGUCAAGGUUUGUUUGUUUGCUUUAUUAAGUUGGUAAUACAGGGUAACUUAUUACCAUGGUAAUAAGUAGUAAACUAAGGUUAUGUAAUAUCUAAAAAUAAGAUUAAUAUACUCGUACAUUGUAUCGGCGUUUCAUGAAAUUUUUUUAAAAAUGGGUUUUUGUUUAAAUAUAAAUAUUUGUUAAAAAAACAAGUGCAUAAAGACAAUUGUGUUUAUUUUUCCUAAUUUUUCAGUCAGAAAUUUAUUCAAUAAGCAUUAAAAUCCUUGUGAGAGACAAAACAUUUUGUGAUUUGUUUAUUUUUUUAAAGGUAUAACCUUACACUCUGUAUAUAUGUGUCUUUAACAUUUUUGGAUAUUCUAGAAAAAUUGAAAAACGACUAAACUCGCAGAAAUAAGAGAAUCGUGAGAGUUUGGAAUAACAAAUCAAUUAGUCAUAUGCAAUGUUUUUCAAUGUGUAGUUUAACACUGAUUCAAUCAGCUCACUAAUGGCAUUUUAGCAGCUACAUUUGAUUUUGUACUAAAAAUAAGUUGCUAACUGAAGAAGUACUGUAAAUAUUAUCGACCACCUAAAGUUUUUUGCAACAACUUUUUUUUUUUAAUGAAAAAUCAGAUUACUGAAUUGUAUUAAAAUUUUAUCUGAUAUUGUUUUAUCUCGGAGUACAGUUCAUUAGCCAUGUAGCAAAUACGUUUGGUAGAGUGGAUUUAGUGGUAACAAUGCCAAAUGAAGCGAAUUCAACUUUUCGAAUAUAACUUGGGCCUCGAAUAAAGAUAUAAGUGUUAUGAUUACGAUUUACAAUAGGUGUAAGUAAUUAAGUUGUAAGGAAUGAAAUCUAAGUCACUCGUAAAGUAAAAUUUUUACCUAAUGGCCUAGUUCGGUACGAAUGAAAUAAUAUUUAGUGCCAUUUAGAUUUUUUCUAGGCCAGUGCCUAUGUAAAUAACAAACCUUGCACUUUUUUUAACUUUUUUUAAGUGGUGGAUACAGUUGAUACAUUUCUUUUCUGAUCAACUUAAUAAAUGAGUAGAUUUUAAAACAUCAUCGAAUCAAGCGAAUUUUCAAGUCAGACGAUUCGUUACCAUAUUUGUAUCACACUUUUUAUACACAUGACCUUUACACUCGAAUUUAGCAUGUAUGUACAUAGGUAUAUUUAAAACUACCUAGUUUCUUAUAAAUAUAUGUAUAAAAUGGGUAAUAUGGUAUAUUAAACCAGUGAUAUAAUUAAGUAUUUUUGCACUUAAGUGCAGUUGUGAAAAUAUUGUUUAAAAACUAUUUGUGAUAUAAAUAACAUGUAGUCAUAUAGAAAUGGUAUCUAUCAGGUUAAGUUUGGGUUGCGCUUGAAUUUUAACGAACCAAAUCUGCCGGAAACAUCUUUACUUAAUAUCACACUCCUAGUUUCGUUAAAAACUAUUAUACCGAAGGACCAAACAGUCCAAACAUUGUAUAUAGCUCUUUGAAUUAUGUGAAGGAAUUUUAGGUUAUGCUUUUAGGAAACAAAUCGUCAAACAGCAUUAUAUAUUACUACGUUGGUCUUUAUAGGAAUCUGUCAAUUAAGUACAAUUUUAAAACCUUGGGACCUUGCUUUAUCGUUUGUAACCUAAAAUUUCUCAAGAUUGUAAUGGAAAGGGAAAAAUUUGCAAAGUGAGUUAUCAAUAAUUAAUAUUCUUUACAAAUUUCUUAGCAAUAUCAUUGCAAAUUUUUCCCUUCAAAAUGAUAUUUAUGGUGAAUAUCAUGCGACAAAGUAGCUGGACUACCUAUAUCACAUAAAGUAGCAACAGAUUAACAAUAUAAAACUUACAGUACGACAAAUGUUAUUAUACUCUCUUUAAGUGAAGAUGUAAUAAUAUUCAAAAUACAGUUCAUAUCAUGAACAUAGUGCAUACUUAUAUGUAUAUACAUAUAUUAUUUACCUGGAUGAAAUUCUAACUGUUACAGGAACAGAAUCUUCUUUAACUUGCAAAUUGUUUCACCAAAAUUUUAUGCACAUAACAUCACAUAUGUAAGUAUAUCAAUUUAACUUUUAUCUUGUAUUUUAUUUGUGAGGCAGAAAAACUCCAAGCAAAAUCAGUGAAAACAUUUAUAAAUUCAACAACCAACAUUCUAGUGUGGAUUGUUGUGCACAACCAAUCAGAAAUCAGAAAUCUUCAAAAGACAUAAGGAAUGCCACCACAAUAAAAUGUUGCAAUUGAAAUACAAACCCUUAAUUUAUUUACCUUUAACAAUCUGUUGAUUAAAAAAAAAUAUGUGGAUAUAACCUCACAUUUUAGCAACAUAAUAUAAGGGGUGAUUUACAAAUUGAUAUGGUUAAAAAUGAAUAUUCAUCAGUAUCAACAAGUAAAUUCACCAUUAUAUUUUGAAAAUGUGAAGUUCAUUGGUAGCAUUUGCUCGGUAAUAGAAGAUUUAUGAUGUUCCCUUUCAAAAUUCAAAUUCUGAGCCCUCACCAAGGCUCGAGAUAUUUCUAUAUGCCUAUUGUCGCACCCAUUAAUCUUAGUUGCAAUACAAAUGUUAAGUUUAAGUGAUUUUUUUAUUAUUGAACAUUUGACCCAAUAAAUAUUUUAUAUCAUUA